AUGACUUGCGAAGAGUCACCCAUAAGUUCAUGCUCUUCCUCGCCCUCCUCAUCAUCGGAAGUUGAAGUGGAACCCAUUGCAUUUGAAUACGGUCCGUCGCCACUCAAUGAAAGUGCAGACGCAGACGAACAGCUCCUCUGGCCUUUGUAUGAUGAGCGUCAAGAACGCGUUGAAUCUGAAGGAAACAGUGAUACCACCGCCUCAACCUGUACAUCCUCAAAUGAUAAGGACUCGACUGCCUCGGCAUCUGCAGUGUCUUACUUUGAGAACCUUGCCCUGAAGCUCAGGUCUCAUAACAAUAGUCACAGCAUUCGAAUCAUUUCGGAUAGCGCUGCGACUCAUUCACUCGCUGUAGAUGGCAAGUCGCGGCUUUCCUUUCCAUCAUUACCUUCCAUUGAUGAAUACAAUGCCUUGGAUGUCUUUAUGCCAGCCUUGCUCAAGGAGAAGGGUUUCGUUCAUUCCAUGGAGACUCUAUCCAUUGUGUCCGACAAUCCUUCUUCCUGCACACCUUCUUCAGCAGCCUCGUCACAAUUACCAUCCAAUGAUUCCUAUCAACUGCCAUGUGGAGAACAAGAAGCAGAUGAUGACGAAGUUGUGGAUCACGUUAUUGAAUCGUGUCCAUCUCAGGAGCACGAGAUUGUCCGCGUUGGACGCUCCUACAGCCUCGAUGCCGGUUACUCUACUCCGAAACCGUCCAAGGCCAAGCGUUCUGUGGCAAGAUCAGUUUCGUUUCAAGGCAGAAGCAAUCGUCAAGAUGAUAUCAAACAAUCAAUAUCCAGCAAUAGUCCUCAAUCCGUUAUGGACAUUUUCAAUCCAGAGGCUGCCGCAGAACUACGAAGCUCCUUUGCGACUUUAUAG
This is a messenger RNA of Cylindrotheca closterium, 858 nucleotides long. The record is from the annotation of a GenBank genome assembly. NCBI's taxonomy places the organism in Eukaryota, Bacillariophyta, Bacillariophyceae, Bacillariales, Bacillariaceae.